AUGGAAAAUUCCUCAGGAGAGCUCAUGUAUGUGCUUCAUGGAUUAAAUGACACAAGGACAAACAAACAUAUUUACUUUGCAUUUGGUGCAAUUGUUUAUAGUAUGACUCUGUUUAUAAAUUUGACACUAACUAUUACAGUCUUCCUUGACAAAUCACUUCAUGAACCUAUGUAUAUAUUUAUAUGUAAUUUAUUCAUUAAUGGAAUACUUGGAGCUUCUGCUUUCUAUCCAAAAAUCCUUGCUGACCUUUUAGCAGAAUAUCAUGUUAUCUCAUAUGCAGGGUACCUCUCACAAGCUUAUAUUAUUUAUUCUUAUGUUUUCUGUGAAUACACGUGUUUAACAGUCAUGUCAUAUGACAGAUACAUAUCCAUUUGUAAGCCUUUGGAGUAUAAUUCCAUUAUGACACUUCAGAAAGUUUUAAAAUUAUUAGUUUUAAUCUGGCUCUGCUCCAUACUAGAGUCCUCCGUAGGGCUGGUGUUCACUGCUCAACUCCGCUUAUGUGGUAAUGUCAUUGACAAGAUUUAUUGUUCUAACUGGGAGAUUGUCAAGCUGUCUUGCACAGAUGUGACCGUCAACAACGUGUAUGCACAUGUUUUAAUAGUAUUUCAUGUAUCUCAAGCUUUGUUCAUCAUUGUGUCAUAUUUUUGCAUUAUCAGAGCUGCUUUAAAGUCCAAGACACAAUGGGCAAAAUUCAUGCAGACAUGCCUUCCCCAUUUAAUUGUACUGACAAAUGUAACUAUUGCUCUGCUCUUUGACUCUAUGUAUGCUCGUUAUGGCAAAAGCCAGGGACUGCAAGCUCUGCGCAACAUACUAGGUAUUGAAUUUCUUGUUGUCCCUCCUCUCCUAAACCCAAUGAUAUAUGGAUUUAAACUAACCCAGAUAAGAAAAGCUCUUGUAAAAGUAUACAGGCAUAGAUUUAAAGCUUUGCUACACAGCUGA
Messenger RNA from Silurus meridionalis, 939 nucleotides. RefSeq names its product olfactory receptor 1030-like. Gene Ontology annotation, cellular component: membrane. The transcript has a single exon. Gene Ontology annotation, molecular function: G protein-coupled receptor activity; olfactory receptor activity. Bases 1 to 939 code for a protein of 312 amino acids. Gene Ontology annotation, biological process: G protein-coupled receptor signaling pathway. NCBI's taxonomy places the organism in Eukaryota, Metazoa, Chordata, Actinopteri, Siluriformes, Siluridae. The record is from RefSeq and is a predicted model, not a curated record.